GUUAGCCGUUGCCAAAUAUGGUUAUAAACACCGGUUUCGCGCGCUAGCUAAGCGAGUCCAAAAGACAUUGGGAAAAUGUCCGGGUGCCCCGUGCCCUCUCUUCAACCACCUCCUCUUCCACCUCCACCACCAGCACCUCUACACCCAGCAGACAAAAAGAAGAAGUUUUAUCAGACGAUAGGAGGCAGUCGCAGCCCAGUGGAAGGAGACAACACGGAGCCCCUCCUGCUCAUUCGGCAGAGGGAGAGCAGUUUCAGCCGAGCUCUCCAGUGGACUCUGGUAAACGCGUACGUGCCUUCUCUCAUCCAAGACGGCCCACAGUGCGGCCUGGUGGCCUUGUGGAUGGCUGCUCACCUGCUGCAGCCGUCCGUUGACAUGGAUGCCGUGGUUCAGGCUGCGCUUGGCCGAGGCUUCACAGCGCAGGGUGAAAUGUUCUCAGCUAGAAACAUGGCGUUGUUGGCCGAGGAGGUGUGUGGAUGCAAAGCGGAGCUGUUGUCAGGUGGUUUGAGUGGCAACAACGCCACCAAGCUCGUCGCACACUUAUGGAGCAGACAGCCUGUUCUCAUCCCAUAUGAUGAAGACUACAACCACGAGCCCUGCCAGCGCGGCGGCCACAGGGCACACUGGGCCGUGGCUUCAGGUGUUCUCCUGGGUGUCGACCAGGGGGGCUUGGACACCGAGUCCACUCAGCCCGACCUCACUCUGCCGUGGAUUCACCUGAGAAGGGACUCCAGCUCUUACUGCACGCCAUGUCCCGCUGCAAACAUCUCACUUUUCAGAGAGGUUUACAUCCUGGCCAAACAGGGCAAAAGUCUGCGCUACCAACUGUGGAGUCUGGACAGCGUCGCCCGUAGCAACGAGCAGCUGAAGGGGAUGGACCCGCAGAGAUGCGGCGACGGAACACAGUAUGUGCUUCCCCAAGGUGGCAUGGAAGCCGGUUUGGCUGGUCAGGCUGUUUUACUGCACAUAAGCACACAGUGUGAUAGUGGCGCACACAAACAACAUCGCGUGCUUCAGUCGACGAAGAAGACGUUUUUAAAUUGCCAGCAGUGAUGGAGUUUGGUUCACGAUGCUGAAAUAUUGACAUGGCAAAAGUACCUCUUUCGCUGAUACACACUGUACUUAAGCAGAAGUACAGAUAUAUCUUCUGGUUUUAACCUAAGUAUCAAACUUCCUGUUUGGCUUCUUUUUUUGUG
Molecule: messenger RNA, 1196 nt
Organism: Phycodurus eques (leafy seadragon)
Lineage: Eukaryota; Metazoa; Chordata; Actinopteri; Syngnathiformes; Syngnathidae
Gene: actmap
Product: actin maturation protease
Exons: 7
Coding region: 76-1053 (325 amino acids)
Source: RefSeq, a predicted model, not a curated record